AUGCGUGUCACACUUCUCUCGUUCGUCUGGCUCUACGCCGCCCUUGCCUCAGCGACCAUUACAUGGUCGUUGCAAAGGGUCUCGAACCCGACGUCAGACCAAUCCGACGCAUACACCCGCAUCACAAGCGCUAUGAACUUGGCAGUCGGUCGCUACAAUAGACUGGCCUCCCGUGCAAGCAAAACCAUCACGGUCCAAUACGUCCCCGGUGUGGCCACUGCGGAUGGCAGCUUCAGCGGCAACAUCCGAUUCGGCUCGAACCGUUCGUACAUGAACGAGCGAACUUCGCUCCAUGAAAUCGCACACACUCUCGGUAUCGGUCAGACUCAAGCCUUCACCGACAGGUGUAACGCCAACAACUGGCCUUCGGCAACCGCGCUCCUGCGAACAUGGGACGGAUCGUCGGCAGUCAUUAACUGCGGAGGAGGCCACAUCUGGCCAUACGGGUUGAACUACGACACCGAAUGGAGCGAGUCAAAUGCGAACCGACAUUGCCAGCUGAUUAACGCUAUGUUGGCUGAUGGGCUGGCAAACUGA
Ilyonectria robusta is the source of this 537-nucleotide messenger RNA. RefSeq lists its product as uncharacterized. The record is from RefSeq and is a predicted model, not a curated record. The coding region runs from base 1 to 537 and encodes 178 amino acids. The transcript has a single exon. Lineage: Eukaryota; Fungi; Ascomycota; Sordariomycetes; Hypocreales; Nectriaceae.